Cavia porcellus (domestic guinea pig) is the source of this 1551-nucleotide messenger RNA. RefSeq lists its product as uncharacterized. The record is from RefSeq and is a predicted model, not a curated record. Lineage: Eukaryota; Metazoa; Chordata; Mammalia; Rodentia; Caviidae. The coding region runs from base 1 to 1371 and encodes 456 amino acids. The transcript has a single exon.
AUGAAGUCAGACUCUUUUCUCCAGGAAACGCCGAAAGCAGUCAGUGCACCUCAGGGGAACCACUUGAUCAACAAUGGCCAGUGCAUUUUUCCAAUCAGUUUCGAAAAAGAAAAACAGAUGCGGGGAAAGAAUCUGAGCUGUACCAGUGUGUCCCAAAACAACUCUGUAAAAAGUUGCGGAAUUGGUGCAGUUGAUUUGCAAACACAUGAAACCCCACCGGUUCCUCCUCCGAGGAGCACAUCUCGAAAUUUCCCCAGCUCAUAUUCCGAACAAGCCCAAGAGCAACUGAAGGGAAGUGUAGACCACAAGAGCUGGGCAGCCUGUGGGAGUCCAGGUGAAAGGAGCUGCAGUCCUCCUUUUCUUUCGAGGCAGCGUGAGAUACCUACAUUGGGUCCAGAUGAAGGGAAGACUUUGGAAGAUAGUGUCAUGUUUUCCUCUUUGACACCAGAAAUCCAAAUAGAUAGCAGGGCUCCCGGUAGCGUUAGACUUGGCGUAAGCCCAUGCACUGUUGAGAUAGACGCCAAAAGGAGCCCCUCUGCUUUGCGGUUUCAGAAUACCUGCUCUCCCCCUACCAAGCCACAGUUAGAAGACGUGCUUGCAGAUCACUCUGCAAAAUCUCCUGUUCUCUCCGUAAAUAAUGACAGUAGUUCUUUGGUGGCACAGAGCAGUGGUCCACUUGGAAGUUUCACCUGUGGCUUUGAAAGGACUACAAGGAAUGAGAAGCUGGCCACAAAGACUGAUGAAUUUAACAGAACUGUGUUUAGAACAGACAAACACUGUCAUGCAGCAUGGCAAAAUGAAAGCUACUCACAAUCAUCUGAAGAUAGUAAGCCUUCUGAUACCCCACCUGCCCCUGUAGGUGGCCUAUCCGUCAGUGACAACGUGACCGAUAUUCUGAAAACCAGCACCUACGUGCCUGAGCCCACAGAAAAUGUACCUGUUAAUCAUACCGGGAAGUCCACAGCUGGCCUGGCUAGACAAAUGCAGGAACAGAUGCCUUCCGGCGGUUACCGGACUGUGCUUCAGGAGCGUGACUGGAGACCAAGCAGUUUAUCUGGCAGACCAAGAUCCGCUGACCCAAGAUCCAACUACAGCGUCGUGGAAAAGUUGCUGAAAACGUGUGAUAUGUCCGCGGGCCCUGCAUUUUGGAGCUCUAAAUGCGUGAGGGAAAAUUGGACCAAGUGGCACACGGAUGUCAGUGACAGUUCCACGUCAAGUCAAUGCUUACAAGGGAUUCAAAUGGAGCAGGAGUUACAGCCAAGGACAGUUUGGGGCGGGGGACAGCAAGUGAAGCCAGGAGUAGAUCGCAGAAAGGUGACGGAGUUAAGAAAGCAGAUAUGGGUCGUCAUUCUUGGUCAUUUUCUUCCCUGAGACUUACCUUUGUGAUCUGUAAACCAAGACUCCUUUGCCAGACUUCACAAAAAGCCUCUUUCCCUUUAUGGUCUGAAUGAACCACUAGACUCAUUUUAACUCCUUGUUAUGUUGACUAAAAUGGUAGAACUUUGGAUAUGAAAAAUAAUUAUUAUCUAGUCUAAGCCCUAGAACUUAAAA